GCCAGCAACUUUGCCCUUUACGUUGUUAAAUUAACUGUGGCUAGAAUAGGAAUCAGUCUUAAAAAUGGAAAUUUUGACAUAUAGUACAAUACGAAUGAAACAUUUUGUUGAGUGAAGUAUGCUACUCAUAAAAGAUGAAUGCUGUCUGUUUCUAUAUAUAGCCAUCUCUAGUAUAGUAAAACCUGUACACGUAGAAGAUAGAAUAGUGGAUGCCCUAGCCUGGGAAGAAGGAUAAAGAGUUAGUGUAUAGUAGGAAAAGAGUUUUUGUUUGGUAAAUGAGACAGUUCUCCAGAAGGAUGGUGAUGAUGGUUGCACAACAGUGUGAAGAUACUAAUACCACUGAGCCAGGCACUGAAGGAUGGGACAGAGGGCUUAUUUUAUGUUUUGGAAAUUUUAUGAUAAUUUUUAAAUCAAAAGAAUAUGAUCUGUAGCUACCUUGAGAUUGUACUGUUUUUCUGUGUCUGUUCAUCUGAAUGUCCCUCCUCUUCCUCCACCUCUUUCUCUCCUCCCUCCUCAUCAUUCUCCUCCAUCUUCUCCUCAGUCUCUGUCUUCUUUCUACCCCUUCCAUUUACACUUUGGUUUUCAUUUUAUCUUCCUCUGUUAUUUAUUUCUCAACAUCUGUCUACUCUCUCUUUGUCUCUCUUUCUUCCCUUCUCAUUUGUUUCAUCUAUUUUCUGUCUAAUAAAAGCAGAUUAUUUUCUUUCUGUUAGAAAAUCUCAGUUUCUGUCCUUGUUUUUGUACCCUGUUAUCUUUCAUGCCACCAAAGGGAGAAUUACCUUCAAAGCUGAUGGACCAUGUAGGAGUGGGCUGGAGAGAUGGCUUAGAGGGAAGGAGCCACAGAAUGAUGACAGCCUAUGAAAGUUCCAAGUACUCCAAGGCACUUGGGUGGAGGGUUACGUACAGAGUCAGAUGGGCAAGACUUCACAGAGGAAGCAACGUGACUGUGAGAAUCCAUCAAAGCCAAAGCCUUGUUUAAGCACCUCAAUCCCUUUGAGGAUGUCCAGUUACACAUUCAAGAGGCCAGUCACUAGAAUCACAUCGCAUCUGGGCAAUGAGGUAAGAUACCAUCAGUGGGAGGAGACCUUGGAAAAGCCUGAACAAGCCUGCUGGCAGAAGAGACUGCAAGGACUCCAGGCCUGCAGCAGUGCAGGAGAACUCUUGAGCACUUCAGACCUUGCCAAAGCUCUGCAAGACCUUACACCUAGAGACACAGAUGCAUCUGUUUCAGGGACUCAAACCAACAGCAUUGACCCCAGGCUCAUGCCCACCCUUGAGUCAACUUCACAUUUGGCGAAGAUGAUUCCAGAAGCAAAUAUCCCACAGAUCCUUUGCAAACAAUUUCUGGUCACUGAAGAGGAUAUUAGUAACCAGGAAAGGAAAGUGAAAAAAGCAAGAGAAAGACUGACAGUUGCAUUGAUUGCGCACAGGAUAGCAAAUGAGGCAGAAAAAGUGAGAGGGCUAAGGAAGGAAAACUUAUAAAUGCGGUGAGGGGUGGGGGAGUGGGGAGAAGAUACUGGAUAAAAUGGGGAAUGGCCUUGUUUUAAUACCUCUUUUCAGUGUAUUUUGUUGUUUUGAGACCUUGAAACUUUAAACUUAGCAAUACUUUAUUAAAAAGUGUUCAUGCAAUGCAAAAAAUACAAACAAUUUACUACUUUUUCCUCUUACUCUAUCCCUUCUUUCUUACUCUGUGCUGAAGAUCCAACCCAACUUCCCAUUCCUACUAGGAAAAUGCUCUACCAUAAAGCUAUAUCAGCCAGCCAGUAAUUUUUUAUUUUUAUUUUUAAUUAUUUUGGGAGCUGGAGAGAUGCCUCUGUGAUUAAGAGCACUGGCUGUUCUCCACAGGACCCAAAUUCAAUUCCCAGCCUCCAGAAUGCAGUUUAAAGCUGUCUAAUUCCAAUCCCAAGGGGAUCCAAAGCCCUCUUUGGUACUUCAUACCAGGUAUACACACACACAUGGUAUGUAGACAUUCAGGGAGGCAAAAACAUAGCAAGUUAUUUUUAAUUAUGUGUCUGCUGUGCAUUCCGAUGUAUACAAGAGAGUAGGUACAUGAAGUGGCCAGAAGAGGGCAUUGUAGUCCCUGGAGCUGAGGUGAGGCAGUUGUGAACCAUCAAACAUUGGUGUUGGGAACCAAUCUUGGAACCUCUGUAAGAGUAAUAAGUAUUCAUAAGUAUUGAACCAUCUCUCCAGCCCAAAUAAUUUUU
Molecule: messenger RNA, 2201 nt
Organism: Psammomys obesus (fat sand rat)
Lineage: Eukaryota; Metazoa; Chordata; Mammalia; Rodentia; Muridae
Product: methyl-CpG-binding domain protein 3-like 1
Exons: 3
Coding region: 910-1479 (189 amino acids)
Source: RefSeq, a predicted model, not a curated record